AUUGUUUACUCUAAUAAUUUAUAGAACUGCCCCUGCCUCUGAAAACAAUCCUGAGUGUGCAUCUGUACAUUUAUAACUUAGGUUGGCAGUUGGUCAUCAGGUCUAGGCAAAAUGUUUUGUUGGGAUGAAACAAGGAUCCCAGUGCUCUUAGGAAUGCAGUGAAUUGCUGUCAAAUACUUAAAAGUAAAGCAUCAACUGAAAAACACAUAGUUGUAUAAAGUGAUACAUGUUAUACAGAAUUUAAAUUACACCUGUAUGGUGCUGCAGACUGCUCAAGAGUGCCGAACUGCUUUAUGUCAUUUUGGUGAAGAAGUUAUUUGUCCUUUAAUUUGUAUGUAUGACAAAUUUUCUGCAAAAGGAAAGAGUUUGUUGCAUGACUUCCUGCUCCUCCAACUUCAUGCACACCACCCAGGUGGAUCAUGUCAGGGUGCAGUGUGUUGUUAUGCAUUUGAUUGGGAAAAAUGGAAUACUUGUCUAGACAGUAUGUAUAAUCUGGUUCUAGCUGAAAUUGAUCAGCCGGUUGAUAAGAAAAAUAAACAUGUUUCAUCCACUUUCAUUCAUUUGGCUGUUGAAGUUUGUAGACAAAUUUUUGAUAAAAGCACUAAAUGCUUGGAGAAUGAAAGUGACAACAUGGAAGGCACUUCUUCUAAGAGAAGAAAAUUGGAUGUGGGCAUUACAUCUCUUGUUGCUCGAUUGCAAAUUUCAAACGACACCCAAACAAAUCCAUGGUUUGUAUUGUUGCUCAUUGGCACCUUAAUUUCCAAAUAUCCAUCAUCUUUAAAAGAAGAAGAGUUUGCUCUUGUGCUUGAACACAUUGCAGAAAUCCAAAGUUCCUGCAAGAAGGAUUUGUUAAUCGAACAAAAUAUUUCCUUAUGUUGCAUUACAUUGUUGGAAAAUGAAAAAUUGUACAAAAAAUUGAAUAAAACUACUGUUAACGUUCUUUGGGAUAAGAUAUGGGUGACUACAAUGAGAUCUGUUGGCAGGGCUCAGAGUGAGAAAGCGAGCCAUUCUUUGCUUCAGGCUUUAAUGCUGCAUGAUAAAGCUAAAAAUUUGCCUGAGGUUGUAAAUUUGUUUUUUGACAAUACAUUUCAAGUAUGUCUUCCAACUGUUCAAACACUUCAUGUCCUUCUUGGCAAAUAUGAUCUUUCAGCCUUAAGUCCCACUGGUGCAGUUUCUUCAUCUGGGCAUAGCACCAUAAGAAACACUUUUCUGCAAUGGCUCUUGCCGGAAAGCAGUUCUGAAAAUAGCACCAUGAUUAUACCAUCUUUAGUUGAAGUUUUAAUCCAACUGUGUUCUAAAACCAUACGGCCAAGUAAACCUUCUGGUGGUUUACUAGCUGAUAAGAGAAACCUUGAAAUAAUGUUACAAAAAAUGGAGAACGACUAUAUGAUCAGCAGUUUUGUACCAGAAGGAAUUAAGAAAGACCUUGCUUGCUCCUCAACAACUCCAAAUGAUAUUAGCAUAGAUACUCUCAUUUGGGAUUGUAUACAUGAAUUACUUGUUCGCAAAUGCAACAUCCUGAGAAAUUCAUUGAGUGCAAAUUGCUUUAGCAUAUCCAAUCUUAAAAAUAUUUUUUAUCAUUUGAGUCUUUUGUUGGAAGUAUGGCGAGUUUUUGAUGGUAACAUUCCCGACUCUUCAAUGUUUCUAGAAACAAUCGAUUUUUUUAUGCAGUAUGUAUAUCGACAUCUUGCUAAACAACUGAAUAAUGCUGGAAACUGUCCUUCUGAAAUAGUUCGUAUAUUCCAUGAAUUUCAAUCAGUUUUAUUGGCCAAAUAUUCGAGGCACAUUAGUCAAUGGCUUUGCGAUUCUUGGCUGAAAAAGUUAGUGGAAUCCACAGUUUCUUUUGUUACCCAAGAAAAUUCUUUUUGUCUUGAAAAUGAUAUCCUUGGAAUGGAGGAAUUUUCAAAUAGAAAUGACAAGAAUGAAGAUACUACUUCUGUUUUGGAUGAAUGCUUUAAAUUAGAACAUGAGUAUAUCCCUCAAUUUUGUACCAAAGAUGUCUCAGAAGAUCAGAAAUUGCAUAUGGAAUGUUUGAAAUUUCUGGGUUGUUUUUGUUCCUUAGGCAAUGGUCACUUCAACGAAGUAAAUGACAUUGCAAUUCAGUUGCUGAAUCAUGUGCCUCUAAAUGGGUUGCAUCGUUUCAAUGGAAUUGUGUGGAUUGUUUGGUGCCUUCAAAAUAAUGAAAAAAUGGAUACAUUAGUCAUUUCUAAAGUAAUAAUUCAAUUAAAAUAUUUGUUCACUACGUGGUUUAAUGAUAGUGAAACCACAUUUGUAAUUUUGAGAUUGUUGCAAGGAAUUGUGAAACAUGUUCAUAGUAAUGGUACACAGGAAGAAAAAGAUAAUUUUCGGACUUUGUUGUUGGGCAUACUUAAAUGUAUUGCAAAAAAUAAAUUUGGAGUAAAAGUAACUGUUGGUUUUAUCAAAUGCCUGGAAGCUUUAUCAACAGUGGACCCGUCUGCUUCUUGGUCAAGAAAUGAAGAAGGGCCAAUGGUAGAGAAGAUCUUAGAUUUUUUGGACAGUUCAUCACAUGAAAUCCGUUUAUCUUCCAUAAAGAGUUUGAGAAUUACAAUGUCAGAGUCAGUUGGGCGUAUGGAUGAUUCAUGGCAUUUAAAAAUUUUCUCGAAUAUCUGUAAAAAGAUAGAUGAAUCCUUUAUCAUUGAAGGUGAGCUGGGAACGUGCUCUGUCAUUGAUGAGGCUGCAAAUCGUUCUGCUUGUGCUCUCCAUGCAUUUGUCGGUGUUCUAAUUGGCAAUCCUACUUUGUACAAACAAGCUUUAUUUAGACUACUAAAAUUUUGCAAGCAGAAAAAUUUAGAUGUUGAAUUAUUCAAAAGAGCAAUAACUUACUUCUGUUCAGUUAAUGAUAUCAAUUCUUUUGCUUUCCUUAAAAGAAAUCUUCCGUUUUUGGUGAGCGAAUGGUUGGAAAACAAGUUCCCAUUGCAGGAUUUAGCAAAAUAUUUAUUCCAGAUGCCUUUACCUACUUUUUGUUUAAACUAUGUGGAUGUUUUAGUUCCUAUUAUAUUGUUGCGAGAUGAUAUGAUGGCUUUGCAGGAUAUCAGUGGGUUUAUCAACCAAAAUUUGAAAGAAAUGUUUCAGGAUUCUUUUCCUCAGAUAAUGGGAGAACUUGUGCCUGGACUGGAAGCUGAUGAUGUAUUAGCAAUAGAGUGCCAUAAAAAAUUGGAGAAUGUUAUUUCUAGGGAUGGUAUGGAAACUCUGUUAAAUUCUCAAUUACCAAAAUUAAUUGUGGCAGUCUUCAGAAAAGUUCAUGAUCCUGCCCAUUUUAUGGAUUUAACUAGAACUAGACUCAAGAUAUCUCAACCAGAUAGGUCUAGUAUAUCUUUUGAUACAGCUAUAAAUUGCAUAAAAUAUCUUCAGAGAGGUUCUCCAUCACCAGAAACUAAUCUUCUGGAGUUUUUGUGCCAGAACUCUCCAAACCACAUACAGAUGAUUCUUCUUGAUCUGACAAUUGACAUCUAUGAAGCAAUAUUGCUCCAAGAUAAACUAGUUUCUUUUUACCACUACGCAGUUUUCACUUCCGCUGUUGUAUCAGAUAUGAGAAGAAAAACAUUGCCUGUAAUAUCUCACAUAUUAUGUUGUAUUGUGCACACAUUAACUCAUAUUAUAAAAGAAGCCACAGUUUUGGAAGUUAAUCUUGCAAUAACUGCUUGCCAUUUUUUGGAAUACAUUUGUGAAUUGUGUUUGCCCCAAAAUGCAAAUAUUCUUAGUAAAUUGUUAAUUUUGAUGACUGAUACUUUAGUGCCCACUGUGAAAAUUGGGGGUGAAGUGGGUACUGCUGCAAUGAAAUUAUUGAAAUUCAUAUUUAUGGACAAACGCCAGUAUUUCUCGGAAGCAGAUUUAUUAAUUGAUAUAUUACCAAGUGAUCCAGAAUUUCAAGAAAUUAAAAAUAUAACUCAAAUAAAGAAUCAAAUGCAUACUUCAAGUUUAAAAGAAGAAAUAACAAGAUUUUUACAAAUGCGUUAUUUGUCUGGAAAGCAGGGUGUUGAAAGUUUGAAACAUUUACAUCAGCUGUUAUCUACUAAAAAGAGAGAACUUAAAUCCAUGUACGAUCAAUUCCUUGGUUGCCGGGGAUUUUCUGAAGAUUGUGGCAAAAGUUUGAUGCAUUGUCUUGUAUGCAGAUUAGUGGAAUUAGUUGCUUCUAGUGAAUUUGAGGUGAGUGUUCAUGCUGGACAUUGUUUGGGAGAAAUAGGACCUUCAGACCUAGGAUCAUUAGUUCUUAGACCUGAUGCUGGACAACAAGUGACCAGCUGUGCCGAUGUUGUGCCAUUAGUUGCCGAGUGUUUACUUGAUGAAAAUAUCAAAGUUGUAAGAGCUGCAAGCCAAGCAAUGUAUUCUCUCAUCAGAUUCAAAGAUUGCAAUACAUUUGCAGAAAAUCAAGUUAAUUUGAGUUGUGGUAUUUCGUGCACAGACUUUCUGCACCCAUUUAAUGCAGGCAAGAAAACCAAAACUCUGUCUUUUGAAAUUGAUGAAUCUCUUUCCAAAGCGGAAAUUUCUAAUGAAAAUUUGUGGUACCCCAAAGAUGACUCAGAUCAUGAAUCUUGGGUGAUAAAAUUAACUACUACUACCCUUCGUUAUCUUUCAAAAGGAAAUAAUUUCUUGCCAACAUUAAUUCCUUUGUGUGAAGUAAAGGCAGAAUUUUCUGAAAAGAUUUUGCCUUUGUUUGUUUCAAAAUUGUCAACUAUGAGCGCAGAAUUCAAUAAAAUAAUUUUGCAUUGUAUUAAACAAUUUUUUGAGAGACAUGUGAGAUUGCACUUAUUACAAAAUUCAGAAUCUUCAAACAAUGUGUGCCUUAAUAAAGCUUCUGUGCAAUGUAUGCUCAACUUAGUACAUUUUUUACGUGUACAUGACAAUUUGAAAGAUAAUUGGAAUCCCACUCAGCUAGAUUUAAACUAUCUCAGUAUUGCUCAAGCAGCACAGUUUUGUAAUGCUUACUUUAGUUCCAUCUUAUAUGUUGAACUGUGGAGUGACAAGUGGUUGAGGACAGAAAACUCUGAAGAAAUUUAUGGUCAGUCCCAAACAGUUUUGGAAAGAAUAUGUGAAAUGAAUCCUGAUGAUGGCUCCAAUGCACAAAAAAUUUUGUGGGAGGCAUACAUGAGAAUAUGUGAUACUGAUGCAAUUUAUGGAUGUGGUUCAUCUCUUCUCUUGGAUCCUAAUAAAAGACCACUGCAUUAUGAACUGAGAGGUGAAUGGGAUAAAGUUAUUCUUUCUCACGACAUUCGAUUGUCAUCUGGUCAUACAGAGUCUUCCAGAGGAUUGAUAUAUGCUUUGCAAAAAGCUGGCCUUGAACAUGUUUUAGAUGUGUACUUGAGAUCUGUCACAAAUGCACAGUGUUCAGAAGAUUUACAAUAUGAAUGUGCAUGGCGCCUUUCAAAAUGGGAUACUCAGCUUGUUAAUCCCCUUAGACAUCAGGGUAAUUUUGAGCAAUGGCACUUUUUGGCUCUAAGAGCAUUAUCUGAUAAUGAUAAAGUAGGCUUUGCAGAAGCACUAAAAGAGGCUCAUAAAAGUGUGUCCAAUUCUUUGGUGAAUUUAUCAUUAGAGAGUUGCAAAAGUAUUUACAAACCACUUUCACAGUUCCAACUAAUUCAAGAAAUGAGUGAAUUUCAUUCUGUUGAAAAUGAAUUAGAAUUGGAUGAUCUAUUAAAAAAGUGGCUGCAACGAGAUGAAAUUGUAUGUAAUCAAUUUGAAGAUAUAGAGCCUGUGUUUAGGCAGAGGAUUGUCAUGUUAAAUUCAUCCCGUGACAAAAAUUUGAAUCAAAAAGCAGCUGAAGUUGCAGUCAGACUAGCUACUCUUGCUCGUGAAGAAAAUCAGCUGCAAGUUGCAGCCAAAUGUGUGGGUUUGUUCAAUGUCACCAAUUUACCUUCAAAUCUCAAUGCUUUACUGAAGAUGGAGGAAGCUCAGCUUGCAUGGAGCAGUGGAGACCUUGCCUUAGGCAAACGCAUCAUGCGGAAUUUGAUAGUAACUUUUGAUCAACAAAAUCUAAAAACUCUGUUACCUGUAAUGUAUGCUCAAGCUUUGAAACUGAGUGGUGAUUGGAUGGUAGAAACAAAGUCGGAAAAUCCUCAAGUAGUGAUUGAUAGACAUUAUUUAACAGCCUUAAAAAUUUUGAAUGAUAUUGGGGACAGUAGAAGUGAUAAUGUUUUAGAUGUGUAUUCUGCUCUGGCACGUUUUGCUGAUGGCCAAUAUCAGAAUCUAUCAAAUUAUUUUAAAUCCCGUGCUUAUGAAGUGAAAAAGCAAUGGAUUGAGAAAGCUGCUCAGGAUAUAGAAGAUUUGAAAAAAUUACCAAAUCGUACAAAAGAUGAUGACAGAACAAUUGUUUUAAAGCAAAGGCAAAGCAAGAUUGAUAAUGAAGAAUUAUACACCACAAGACAACAAAAAGACAAAUAUCUUGCAGACGCUGUGAAGUAUUAUUUACAAUGCUUGGCUUAUGGUGAUCGGAACAAUUUGGAUGUAUUUCGAGUAGCCUCUAUAUGGCUUGAAAAUAUGCUUCAUUCUUCUCUCAAAGUUAUUUUAGAUGACUAUCUAUGUAAUGUUCCAUCCUACAAGUUUGUUCCUAUUUUACCACAGUUGACUCCACGGAUGUCCAAUGUAAAAGAUGAUUUUACUAUAAAACUCAACAAACUACUGAUGCGUUGUGCUGAAGAGCAUCCUCACCAUACGCUUCCAAUUAUUUUGGCUCUGGCUAAUUCCUACAAGGACCAAGACUACACCCAAGGAGCCAGCACCAGUGAUAAAAGAAAAGCUGAACCUCGUGUGCUUGGUGCCCAAAAACUAGUUCAAGAUCUCUCCAAACAUAACAAUGUAGGGGGACUGUUGCAGAGAAUGAAUGAAGUCUACUUGGCAUUAAUAAGUAUAGCGUAUAUGGAUCCCAAGACAGGAAAAGGAAAUGAUCGUGUCAUCCCAGAGAAAGCAGCUUUGUUGAAAUUAAAAAAGGUGGAUACAGUUCUAGUGCCCACAUUAACUAUUCCAGUAGAAAUGAGUUGCAAAUAUACUGGUAUAAUAGGCAUUGUUAAAUAUGAGCCAUCUUACAGUUUGGUUGGAGGAAUAAAUGCUCCUAAGAAAUUAACUUGCCUUGGUACAGAUGGUGUGAGGAGACUGCAGCUGAUCAAGGGGAAAGAUGACUUGCGUCAGGAUGCUGUGAUGCAGCAAGUUUUCACUAUUAUGAACACAUUUCUUCGAAAAAGCAAAGAUACAUCAAAACGCAAACUUCUAAUAAGAACUUAUAAGGUUUUACCUCUUUCCCAAAGAAGUGGCAUUAUAGAAUGGUGUGAAAAUACUAUACCUAUUCUUAUGUAUUUGACUGGAAGUGAUCAUCGUUCUGGAGCUCACAGAAAAUACUAUCCAAACGACAAACCAUCAAUGCAGUGUAGAGAGACAAUGAGGACUGUCUGCACUAAGUCUGCCGAGAAAAGACUUGAAGCUUAUAAAGAAAUUUGCUGCUCUAUUCAUCCAGCAUUUCGAUAUUUCUUUUUAGAACAUUUUACUUCACCAGGUUCUUGGUUUGAAAGAAGACUAGCAUAUAUUCAUAGUGUUGCUACUUCUUCCAUGAUUGGCUACAUUCUUGGAUUGGGUGAUAGACAUUUAAUGAAUAUUUUAAUUGACAAAAGUACUGCAGAAGUUAUCCAUAUUGAUUUUGGAAUAGCGUUUGAAAUGGGCCAUGUUUUGCCUACACCUGAAACAGUUCCAUUUCGUUUGACGAGAGAUAUUGUUGAUGGAAUGGGUGUAUCAGGCACAGAAGGAGUAUUCCAAAAAUCUUGUGAAAAGACAAUGUUUGUUUUGCGUGAACACCAAACAAUUCUACUAACUGUUUUGGAAGUAUUACUUUAUGAUCCUUUGUAUGCAUGGACCAUUACACCAUCAAAAGCUUAUAAACUACAAAAGAAAGAUGUGAAAAUUAUGGAUGACAGUGAUUCAGUUGAAGUUAAUCGCAUGGCAGAACGUGCAUUACAACGUCUGCAGCAGAAAUUGCUGGGCACCGAAAUGGGGGCUGGGGUUUCUAUUCCUACUCAGAGGAGCAAACCUACAAAAAUUGGGCUCAGCUGGCUCCAACUGUCAGUACCUAGCAAAGGGCCCUUCCCUAUGGUUACAGAUGAAGAGGACCUUGGUGGCAGACUGGUCCAUGAGGAAACAGUCCUCAGUGUUCCUGAGAAAGCAAUCUGUCUUGUGGAGAAAACCUUAAGCAAAUCCUGCUGGUUUGGAAGCAGUGAGGUGGCAGCCCCACCACCAAACUUGCCCUGUGUUCACAGCAUUCAUAGCCAGGGGGAUUUUAAUGAAGAUACCAUGUGCCUGGAUGAAGACAUCCUGGCACGCUUGAAUACCAGUGUGUAA
Molecule: messenger RNA, 8340 nt
Organism: Gryllus bimaculatus (two-spotted cricket)
Lineage: Eukaryota; Metazoa; Arthropoda; Insecta; Orthoptera; Gryllidae
Source: the annotation of a GenBank genome assembly